AUGGCAUCAUUGCUGGAAUUGCUGCGCCUCCUUGACGAUGAAGCUGCUGACGAACGACAACCCCAACCCCGACGACGAAACCGCAGGGCCGCUGCUCGUCGGCAAAACCCGCCUAAGGACACUUUUUCCAACAGUGGGACACAAAACAUGGAGGGUCUUAUUAACAACGCCGGUUAUGUUGAGGGAAAUGGCAACGGAGCUAUCAUCUAUGGUGGCUUUGAUUCCUCUACAAAGACUUACAAUUAA
Molecule: messenger RNA, 246 nt
Organism: Lathyrus sativus (Indian pea)
Lineage: Eukaryota; Viridiplantae; Streptophyta; Magnoliopsida; Fabales; Fabaceae
Source: the annotation of a GenBank genome assembly